Molecule: messenger RNA, 989 nt
Organism: Olea europaea var. sylvestris
Lineage: Eukaryota; Viridiplantae; Streptophyta; Magnoliopsida; Lamiales; Oleaceae
Exons: 2
Coding region: 73-735 (220 amino acids)
Source: RefSeq, a predicted model, not a curated record
UUUGCUUUGCUUUGCUCUACUUUUCUUUAAAACUCCAAUCAGUUUCCUUCACAGACACGCUAUCAGAGAGAAAUGGGAAUCUGGGAUUUCAUCAAGUCAAGCACAGAAGCAGUGAAGCGAAAUGUACUGGAUUUUACUCCGGUUCGGGUGAAGAACGCCUUCCGAACGUCUUACAAUUACGGAUCCGCCGCCUGCACCAAGAUCGAUAAUGUCGUCGUAGGAAACAACCUCCAAAAGCUCAACCAGUGGUGUCUGGACGAUGUGGCCAAAUCUAAGAUCGGUAUCUUUGCUACAAGAUGUGCUAAAAUUUUUGCCCUCAAUGCACUCUACGGGAGUUACAGAUAUUAUCCCGUUGUGGACGCCAUGGAAAUGGUAUGGAUAUCAGUUUGCUGUCCAAUUAAAUAUGAGCAGUCAGUUGAAGGUGUAUGGAAAUGGAAAUAUACGGAAAAUGGCAAAGGAGAAACAACGCCUAUUCUUGUUUUGGAAACAAUUUCUUAUGCGGAAUUGUAUGAUAAAGUCAAAGAGGUGUUGGAAAUCGAUACAAAUCUAUACAAAAUGGAGAUGUCAGCUCUUGUCCCUAUAAUGCGUGAGGCUCCAGCAGCACCGAUCAUCAUUGAUCGUGACAACAAUGUGAAGUGGUUUGUAUCUGUAUGUAUGGAAACUUUUCUUUGCGUAACCAUUUCAAAAGAAAUUGAAAAUCAUGAAGAAUUUGGUGAUGAUGAUGUUUAUUGCUAAUUGAGGGUGAAAAACAAUUUGGACAUAUGAAAAGUGAGGAGAAUAUGUUCAAAUGGACGACGAUGUAACCAUGCCAAUGUUCAUUCCAUUUCCACUGGCCAAGCAGCGGUUGUGAAACUUGAGGUUGUAAUAUUGUUGUGACUUGUAACUUUAUUGUUUUUGACUAUAUAAAACGACCCUAUGAUUAUUGUGUUGCUUUUUCAUGAUGUUAUUGCUUUUGUAUUAUUGGAACCACGUUAAAGUCAUUUUACAUA